CAGAGAACAACAACAACACUGAGGAAGAAAUGACCGAGGAAGAAAAAUGGAGUAAUAAACAAAUGAAGUGACGUGCUGAAUGACGGAUGAGAGCAGAUAUAAUAAUCACAUAGUUUGAAGCUGCAGACAGAAACAUCAGACUCAGGACAGAAACACACAACCUCUAAAAAAUGGAGCAAACUCUAUAUUUCAUUCUUCUUCUCGUUGCUCUCUGCUCCGUAUCUGAAUGUGUUCAGCGUCAGUAUCACUUUAUAAAUGAGAAGAAGACCUGGACUGAAGCUCAGAGAUACUGCAGAGAGAAAUACACAGAUCUGGCCACCGCUGACAACAUGAACGACAUGAACGAGUUGAAGAAGAGUGUGAAUGGUGGAGGUUUUCAGUUUGUCUGGAUUGGGCUGCAGAAGACGGGUCGUGAUGAAUGGCAGUGGUCUUCAGGUGAACCUGCGCUCUAUCUGAACUGGGGAGAUAAACAACCAGAAGGAAGAGAUGAUUGUGCUAUGCUUUUUAAUGGAAAAUGGCAUGAUUUUCCAUGUAAUGCUAAGAGGCAUUUUAUCUGCAACAACACGAACACAGGACUCGUCUUUAUCGAUCAGACGAUGACUUGGAGAGAUGCUCAGAGUUACUGCAGACAGAAUCACAUUGAUCUGGUCAGUGUGAGAAACCAGAAUGAGAAUGAGAAGGUUAAGAAGAUCAUUAAUGAUAAUCACUCAUCUGGAUCAUUUGUCUGGUUCGGUCUCUUCAGAGUCAGAGACUCAUGGCAGUGGUCAGAUCAGAGUAACUCUUCAUUCAGAUACUGGAAAUCUGGUCAACCUGAUAAAUAUGGACAGGGUGAAGACUGUACAGCUGUUGAACUGAAAGCUCAGGGACGAUGGCAUGACGUCUCUUGCACUGACCACCAGUUUCCUUUUGUGUGUCAUGAAGAUAAACUGAUUGUGAUCAGAGAGAAUCUGACGUGGUCUGAAGCUCUGAGAUACUGCAGACAGAAUCAUGUGGAUCUGGUCUCGGUUCAUUCACAAGAGAUUCAGCGUGAGGUGAUGAACGUGGUUAAACUGGCGUCUACUGCGGAGGUGUGGUUGGGUUUACGUUACUCUCACAUUUUGGGCGUCUGGUACUGGGUGAGUGGAGAGACGGUGUGCUAUCAGAACUGGGCUCCAGGGAACGGUACAUCAGAGGAGGACUGUGAACACACAGUGAGAUCUGGAGCAGUUCAGUCUGGAGGAGAUCAUCAGCGCUGGAUCAGCCGUCCUGAAACUGACAAACUCAACUUCAUCUGUAGCAGAUAUUAAGAGCAUAGGCGUCACUAGGCCAUUUUCAGGGGAGCUAUAGACCCCCUAAAAUGACCACGCAGCCCCCCUAAAAUUUUGAGAUUACAUAAACUGUACACAAAUUUGUGAUCACCCCGGUCCCCUUAAAAUUUCAUAUGAAAACAGAGGCAGACUUCGAUCGGCUCCUCCACGUCUUUCAGCGCGUUCUUCAAUACAGACCUCAGCGGAACAGAGCGAGAAACAGAGGACAAGGUGUGUGUUUAUCAAUAGAUUGUUAUAAAAUCAUAUGUGCAGUUCUUUGUCAUAAAUACAGUUUACAAAAUAUCAUGGGGGAGCAAUCGGUUCCAAAUGUAUUUCAGUGCGUUCACCCCUUGUGUGUGUGUGUGUGUGUGUGUGUGUGUACCCUCAUUGGGGGCUGAGCCCCCCUAAAAUGAAAAACCUGGAAUCACCCCUGAUUAAGAGUGAAAGGAUACACAGAGUUUUCAUGUAAGAAAACAAGUGCUUGUGUGUUCACUUCCUUUAACUUCAUUUUUAUUCAUCACUUUGUAAAGUAAUCAUUUUACACACAGUAAUUUCAGUAGAAACUUUAGGGAUAAAAAGGUAGAAAUCUUUUGUUCAGAUGUUUGUUAAUUUAGUUUAAAUAUAUUCUGCAGUAAACUGUUAUUGAGCUGUAAAUUGUCUGAUUUGUUCUGUUGAGGGUCUGUUUUUCUCCAGGUAGAUGGAUUUCUGUUGAUGCAUCAGUGUGAUUUGUGUGGGUUUGUUUGCUCCAUGUACAGAGCCCCAUAAUCACUGUAAAUGCAUGCUUUGUGUUUACAAACUGUUAUUUACUAAUUUCAGAAUUAUGAAAUGUUAAUCUGUUAAUUGAAUUUUGUGAGGGGUCAAGGGGCAUCAUAUGUACUCAUCAUUAGAUAUACAUUUAUACUGUUUUCCGUCUAUUUUAUCAUGAAAAAUUAUAAAUUAAGAGUGUGGGUUUUUUUGUGAUUCAAGGACCUCUUUAUGUUGCUGUGGCUACUUCUUUCUUUUAUAUUGAGUUUCAUGUAUUAAUCGUGUCUUUAGAUUAGAAAUGACUGGUUGAAUGUGAAUCAGUGAGCAUCAA
Cyprinus carpio (common carp) is the source of this 2361-nucleotide messenger RNA. Its product is annotated as macrophage mannose receptor 1-like. NCBI's taxonomy places the organism in Eukaryota, Metazoa, Chordata, Actinopteri, Cypriniformes, Cyprinidae. The record is from RefSeq and is a predicted model, not a curated record.